AUCCAGAGGGCAACUUUUCUUUUAUUUGAGCUUGACACUUCGCCGCGAGCGCACAUACACCGGAAGUAUCGAGUAAGUCAUCACAAGCCCUUCUCUCUCUCCUUCUGCUCAACACAUCGAAAGAUCGACUGAUUUGCCUAGAUCUCGUAUUACCGACGAAAGAGAGCAAAAGAAGAGGAGGAAUUAACAUAUUCGGAGGGUGAAAGAACGACACGAUGUUACCGGAUCUUCGGAUAGAUUUUGCCGAGAAGGGUAUCGUGAUCUACGACUUCGGGGUGCAAAUCGGAUGAAGCGAUUGUCCAAAGGCAAGCUAUGUUUACGUACUCAUUCAGCGCCGAAGAGAAUGCCAAAGACAAGAAUAAAGCCGGUGCAACGACGACUGUAGUGAUAGUGACCUCACCGUAUACCUCGACAAAACUUGGAGAACGCUAAGUUACGCUAAGAUUUUUCGUUCUCGGAGGUAUUUUUCACCUCGAUAGUAUUUUUCCUCCAAAGAUAAGUGUAUCAAACAAAAUUCAACAAAGUCGCCUCAAAGAUUUCACGUUGUUCUCGACGACAAAUGCAACGGAGACUCUAAUAGAAACAUACGCGUAAGUGGUUCAUCAAAGAAUAGCGAAGCGUGAUUACGUCGAGAAACGAACCUCGUCAUUCAGCGAGCGAGCGAGCCGACGCAAUAAGCUGCUACGAGAGCACAGAAUCGAGACACGUAUACGCUCGAUGAUUCGCCCGAUCGCCGCGGAAUAUUAUUGUCCCGGAGUAGUUUUCAAAACGCACCCUCGAAGCAGCAAAACUGGGAGCACUCGAAUCGUACGGAACGUCAAAGGAGAAGCGCCGGUGCCCGGGGCGAGGAGGAGUUCUCGACGCGUGCCAGGCUGCUGAUCACAGGCACCGCGGCGAAAAGAGUAGAAGAGGGACCGGAGAGUACAGGGAGAGAGAGAAAGAGAAAGACGAACGCGGAGAGAGCGAGGGAGAAAGAGCGAGGAAAGAGGAGAAAGAGAAAGGGAGAUAAAGAACGGGAGCAGCCUCAGCAUCAUCUCGAACGAAAGGGUCCUUCCGUUCGGGUGCUAGGGGUGUGCAACCCUGGACGAAGGGUCGCACUCAAUUCUUUUAAAGUGGGCAAACCGCGCAAAGAAGAGAAGACGUCCUCGGGGCGAUGACAGGAUGCCUCCGUCUCGUACAGGACGUGCAUACGAGGGACCGCCGUCCAGGAUCGCCACCAGGAUCGGCCCCACCGUCGCUCUGCUGCUGAUUCUCCUCGAGCAUCGCCGCGCAACUUGCUUAAUGAGCAAUUCCGUGGACAAUUGGGUAAGUGGCAGCACUGUCAUCUGCAACGGCAUUCCAGGAUUGACGAAAGAGCAACGCGAGCUUUGCCACAGAAAUCCCGAUGUUACCGUAGCCGCGAUGAAGGGACUGCAACUGGCCAUAUCCGAGUGUCAACAUCAGUUUACGUGGCACAGGUGGAACUGCUCGUCUCUCACACCCAGCAGCAGAACUCAACAGAGCAGCGUCCUUCUUCAACGAGGCUAUAGAGAGACGGCGUUCGCCUACGCGAUUUCGGCAGCUGGCGUGGCUCAUAACGUGGCUCGUGCCUGCAGCAUGGGUCGCUUGCUUCCCUGCAGCUGCGAUCCUUCGAGCUACAGGGAUAAAACGUCGACGAAUACCGGAGACGUCCAAUGGAAGUGGGGUGGUUGCUCUCACAACCUCGAAUACGGCAUGGAGUUCUCGAAACAGUUCCUAGACACGCGGGAGAAAGCUGGCGACAUACAGUCUACGGUGAAUCUUCACAACAAUCAAGCCGGUCGUUUGGCGUUGGCGAACAAUAUGCAGAUACGCUGCAAGUGCCACGGUAUGUCCGGGUCGUGUGAAGUAAAAACCUGCUGGAAAAUCGUCCCGGAUUUCCGGGUAAUCGGUAAAACCCUGAAGGAUCGUUUCAGGAACGCCGUAUUGGUGACGCAGAGCAAUCUGGGCGAAGUGAUACCGUCGAACAGGAUUCGCGGAUCGCGUCGGAAACAAAAGCAAAAGAAGCAUCGCGGGGGCGGCGGCCGCAAGCGAAAACUCCGGGAUCUUCCCAAACAGCUCUACUACUACCAGAAAUCGCCGAAUUUUUGCGAGCGGGACCCAACGAUCGAUAUCGCUGGCACCGCUGGUCGUAGAUGCAACAAGACCAGCACCGGCGGCGACGGAUGCGCUAGUCUGUGUUGCGGCAGAGGCUACAACGUGGUGCGACAGCGGCGAACAGAGCGGUGCAGAUGCAAGUUUCACUGGUGCUGCUACGUACAAUGUCAGAAUUGCACGGUGGAGGAGUGGAUCACGGUUUGCAAAUGAGGUGAAACGUGAAAUGAGGAAACGAAAAACAAAAUAUAAAAGUCUAAGACUGACGGAAAGCGAAUUUUUUUUCUUCCCUUCCGCGAUCGAGUUGACGAGAAAGAUAAAGUGACACAUCGUUGGUUCGAUAAGAGAAGAAAUUCGCUCCGGACAUACGUCGAAGAUGCGCGCACGACGAGGCUAUUUGGUCACAAAAAUCGAUCAAGAGACACAUAAGGAAGAUUAAUAAUACGAUUCUUAUUGGAACCAGGAUUAUCAGGCACAAAUUUCUCCUGGACUAUUACGAUAUCGGAGUACUUAUCUGCUAACCACGAAUCUCUGCGAAUCUCUGCGAAUGUACUAGGAAAGUAAUAAUCUUUGUUAGCAAAAUUAAAUCGAUUUCUAUGAAGACCAAGGAGUCUUUAAACGCGAUGAUAAUUAUUGUAAUUAUAAUUGAACAAUGCAAUUUUUUACUUGUCAACAUAUUCGUCCUGUUUCAAAAUAGUCUUUAUGAUAGAACAGUGUAUUGAUUGCACUUUUUCGAAAAUUUAUCUUAAUUCUCAUGGAGAAAGUACAUUUUUAUGCGGGAUUUCUAUGUUAUCAAAAAGUCCAAUCUUGGAUUAUGCGUAAGUAAUUCUUGAUGUAGCAAAAAGUCACGCGAAACACUGACUGACAUAAAUCGUGUUCUAGUAAACGUCGAUUACGGAAAUUAUACUUCGACUUACCAAUCAGCUACGAACGAUUGGAUUGAGUAACGAAGAAACAUGAAUCAAUCGCAAAGGUCCAAUCGCAUUAGAAGAGAUCUUGCGCAAACAAAAACUAUUCCGUAAUGGCGUGAGUAAUAUAAAAUGAUCCAUAGGCUAAGUAAACUUAUAAUUUAUUUAUAACAACGCUCUAUUUAAUUAAUAUUUAAUUUUAUAACUUCUAUGUUAACUGUAAAACCUCCAGCACAGUAUUAUUAGACGAAAGACGUGUCCUGUUUGACGGACACGAUUGUACACAAUUUAAUAAUGCGCGUACAAUAAAGAGAGUUCCUUCAAACAAUACCCUAUAUUGUAUCCAUUUUCAGGU
Molecule: messenger RNA, 3375 nt
Organism: Temnothorax curvispinosus
Lineage: Eukaryota; Metazoa; Arthropoda; Insecta; Hymenoptera; Formicidae
Gene: Wnt10
Product: protein Wnt-10a-like
Exons: 4
Coding region: 1162-2325 (387 amino acids)
Biological process (GO): canonical Wnt signaling pathway; multicellular organism development; cell fate commitment
Cellular component (GO): extracellular region
Molecular function (GO): cytokine activity; frizzled binding
Source: RefSeq, a predicted model, not a curated record